Molecule: messenger RNA, 1306 nt
Organism: Chelonoidis abingdonii (Abingdon island giant tortoise)
Lineage: Eukaryota; Metazoa; Chordata; Testudines; Testudinidae
Gene: PPIE
Product: peptidylprolyl isomerase E
Biological process (GO): protein folding; protein peptidyl-prolyl isomerization
Cellular component (GO): cytoplasm; mitochondrion
Molecular function (GO): RNA binding; cyclosporin A binding; peptidyl-prolyl cis-trans isomerase activity
Source: RefSeq, a predicted model, not a curated record
GAGGGCUUGGGGCGGGAAGAUGGCCUCCACCAAGCGGGUGCUGUAUGUGGGUGGACUUGCGGAAGAGGUGGAUGAGAAAGUUCUCCAUGCUGCCUUUAUUCCCUUUGGAGAUAUCACCGAUAUUCAGAUACCUCUGGACUAUGAAACUGAAAAGCACCGGGGAUUUGCUUUCAUUGAAUUUGAGUUGGCAGAGGACGCUGCAGCAGCGAUUGACAACAUGAACGAGUCGGAGCUUUUUGGCAGGACGAUUCGUGUCAACUUGGCCAAGCCGAUGCGGAUUAAGGAAGGCUCUUCCAGGCCCGUCUGGUCGGAUGAUGACUGGUUGAAGAAGUUUUCGGGGAAGACGCUUGAGGAGAAUGCAGAGGAAGAGGGAGCAGAGCCUUCCAAAUCAGAGACGCAGGAGGGUGAGCCUCCUGCUAAGAAGUCCAGGGCCAAUCCUCAGGUGUACAUGGACAUCAAGAUUGGAAACAAGCCCGCUGGCCGAAUCCAGAUUCUCCUGCGCUCGGACAUUGUGCCCAUGACAGCGGAGAAUUUCCGCUGCUUAUGCACCCACGAAAAGAACUUUGGCUUCAAGGGGAGCAGCUUCCACCGCAUCAUCCCCCAGUUCAUGUGUCAGGCUGGAGAUUUCACCAACCACAAUGGCACCGGAGGCAAAUCCAUCUACGGGAAGAAGUUUGACGAUGAAAACUUUAUUCUGAAGCACACGGGACCAGGGUUGUUAUCAAUGGCGAACUCUGGCCCAAACACCAACGGCUCCCAAUUCUUCAUCACUUGUGAUAAAACGGACUGGCUGGACGGCAAGCAUGUGGUCUUUGGUGAGGUGACAGAAGGGAUGGAGGUGGUGCGGCAGAUCGAGGCUCAAGGCAGCAAAGAUGGGAAACCCAAGGAGAAAGUGAUCAUUUCAGACUGUGGGGAGUAUGUGUGAGUCCCUGUCUCUCAGAAGUCUGGAUGGGUGACCAGAUGAGCAGUGAAGGCUGGAAGUUGUUCUGGAUGGGGAAAAAAGAACUGGAGAUUGCCAAGAAGAAAAGUUACCUUCUUACUCCACAAGUCUCACCUGCUAUAUAGUUUCUUUUGAAACUACAAUACUGGCUUGGACUGGACAGUCCGGUCAGUAGACAGCAUAGGCUCAUAAGUGGGUGUUUUUCAACCUGGGGGGGCCACAGGAAACUUUAAAAAAACAUGCAAAUGUUUGUCCAAUCCAGAGUGGAUCCUGUGUCCCUCCUCUGCGAACAUCUCCAGUCCUGCCGGUGUCUUCUGCAGAGAAUUUUUACUCGUUUAAAAUAAAGCAGAGCUUUUAUAAAAUACC